Messenger RNA from Closterium sp. NIES-65, 975 nucleotides. NCBI's taxonomy places the organism in Eukaryota, Viridiplantae, Streptophyta, Zygnematophyceae, Desmidiales, Closteriaceae. The record is from the annotation of a GenBank genome assembly.
AUGUCCUCUGACUUCCUUACAUGCGCUGCUCUUACAUGCUCUCCCCCCAUCCCCCCAUCUCCCCAUGCUUUUUUUUCCCCUUCUCCCCAUCCACUGCAGCUGCUCGCUUCUCUCUCCUUCCAUUCACCGCUCACUGUCAGUGUGCCCCACGCCGCUUCUUCUUCGCCCGUCGGAUCCCACCCCCCUUUUCAUCCCCUUCCCCUUCACUCCAUGUCCCACCAUGGCGUUCUCAUACGCUCUACUUACCUUUGCCUCCUCCCAUGCACCGCAACUCCCUUUUCCCCCGUGCCCGCAUCCCCCUCUACCUACCGCCUUUCUCAACAUUCCCACAUCCCCCCUAUCCCUCCCUCCCCAAUACCUCAUUCUCUUUUUCACCCCUCUCCCACCCGAUCCCCAUGCCCCAUCCAUUCCCCCAUUCCCCCAUCCUCGAGCCCCUCCUAUCCCCCCUUCCCCCCUCCAUUUCUCCAUCUCGCCAGUCCCCCGCCUUUUCCUGCAGUGAACCUCGCGGUGCUGCUCGCCCAAGCUGCCCAGGCUGGACUUGGCCCUCGCCCGCCACAUGCUCGAAAAAGUGUGCGAGGAUGCGUGCCUGCGUACUGCAUGGUACAAGCCGGUGCUGAAACGUCUCAAAACAUCCCCGCCCUUCCCAUCUAUGACCCCCAUCUGCUUGGUGUGCUGCAGGUGUUUGCACCAACUGUCUGCCAGCAGGUCGCCUGGUGUGUGAGGACUGCAUGCGCAGCACCAUGCGACCGCAUGCCAGCUUGUGCCGACCGCAUGGGGCUGCGCAAGCUGGCGCGAGUGGCCGCGGCUACGGCCCCCGAGGAGGCAGUGGAAUCCAAUGGGCAGCGCACGCCGUCUCUUUCUGACGUCCCUCCUUUAAAGCCACUCUCUGACCCCUCUCUCCUACCCACCCACCUCGGUCUUCCCCCUUUUCUCUCCUCCGUCGGCCGGCCCAUGCCAGGAGUAGCCCGCCCUUGA